ACUUGUUUCCAACAAAAGCACGAACAUGCUCCGAACAGCUCCUACACACUCCCAAACCCGUCAACGGGAACCAUCCCCGCCACCACAGUCUCUCGCACCACACAUAAAACGACAAUUUGACACUCUUGCGCGCACCGAACUCCGACUUCAAGCCGCCAUUUCUCGGCUUGCAGAAUGUGAAGGUCCACAGUUGACUAUCGUGAAGCAGAAUGACGAGAUUAGGGCAAUGUUGAAAGGGCUCUCAAAGGGCAUAGAUGAUCUGAAUUUAAUCGCGGAAGAGCAGGACCGACCGAGUGAUACCCACGCCAUCCUUUCCCAACUCUCCCAACACCAAGAACACUACAAACAACUUCAACUCUCUCUCCGAAAAGCCAACUUAUCCGCCACCCGCAACCUAACCCAAGCCGCCGAAAAAGAGCGACAGGAGCUGCUUAAAGGCGGCUCAGAGCAACGGCACCUUCGGAUGCGCAAAAUGCAAGACAGUCGAUCGGUGGUACAAGCGAGCAACGAACUGACACAAUCUAUGCGACAUGCCGUGGAGAUGCUUUCAACAGAAUUGGGAAAGAGUGUGGAGGUGAAUAAAGCUUUUGACGAGUCGAGUCGCGUUCUCUCGAAAACAGUCACAGAAUACCUCGCCUUCGGCUCCGUUCUCCGAACCUCCCGACAACUCGUGACAAAACUCCAACGCCGAGACUGGACAGAUCGGUUGUUGUUACUAUUUGGGCUAUUGGUAUUUACUUUGAGCGUCUUGAGCAUUUUAAGGAGACGCCUCUGGAUCUGGGUUCCAGGGUGGAAGUGGGUCACGGGACAGUGUGGGGAGGACGACUGGCUUUGUUUUUAAACAGAGACGCAAUUUUCGCUGUUG
Messenger RNA from Spizellomyces punctatus DAOM BR117, 865 nucleotides. RefSeq lists its product as uncharacterized. Gene Ontology annotation, biological process: retrograde vesicle-mediated transport, Golgi to endoplasmic reticulum. NCBI's taxonomy places the organism in Eukaryota, Fungi, Chytridiomycota, Chytridiomycetes, Spizellomycetales, Spizellomycetaceae. Bases 26 to 841 code for a protein of 271 amino acids. Gene Ontology annotation, molecular function: SNAP receptor activity. The record is from RefSeq and is a predicted model, not a curated record. Gene Ontology annotation, cellular component: endoplasmic reticulum; SNARE complex. The transcript has 4 exons.